Molecule: messenger RNA, 789 nt
Organism: Paraphaeosphaeria sporulosa
Lineage: Eukaryota; Fungi; Ascomycota; Dothideomycetes; Pleosporales; Didymosphaeriaceae
Exons: 2
Coding region: 1-789 (262 amino acids)
Cellular component (GO): membrane
Molecular function (GO): serine-type endopeptidase activity
Source: RefSeq, a predicted model, not a curated record
AUGCAGGGAUUGCACGACCGUAGUACUGAUGGUACCUACUCUCGCAAUUUGAAGAAGAAGAAGGAGGAGUUCGUGCUGAACAGGUCGUCGGUAUUGGUGUCCCACAGGGGUUUGUCACUGACCGUGGUUGGCCUCAACCUUGCUGUCUUCUUGUACGGUAGAGAGAACCCACGCAACUACUGGAAAUUGUUAGAUAAGCCCGGCUGCACUUGGACUCUCUUGACGACCGCAUUUUGCCACAAGGAUUUGCAACAUCUUUCCGCCAAUAUGUUUUCACUGGUUCCUGAGAUACCGCAGGUGCUCCAAGUAUGCGGCCAAAGUCCCUACCAAUUCGUUGCCUUCUAUAUUUCGGCCGCGAUAAUCAGCUCGUACGCGCAGCGUGCUGUGUCGUAUACCAGAUGGACGCAACAGUGGUCUUCUCGAUUCUUCAUCGGCGAGCCGAUCAGCAUGGGCGCUAGCGGUGUUGCAAUGGCGAUAUUCGCGGCGUCUUGCUUCGCAGAGCCUCCCUGGGCCUCGCCAUCGUUCCUUCUAUCUGCAUUGACUUUGGUACGGCAGGUCACUCUUGAUUUUGGGGGACUGAUCCAUAAUAAGGGAAAUAUUGGAUACGCCGCGCACUUAGCUGGUGCCGUUUUUGGGGCCAUGUACGCAUACUUUAAUGCCGACCGCUACCUCUGGUCCAACCUGGUCCACCUAUUCAGCGUUUAUCUUCCUAAGUCUCCUCCACCAACUCCUCGUCACAAAGACCUCGAUUUAGAUGAAAUCGUUCGUCGACUGAACGAAUCAGCCUGA